CAUUUUGAGAUUUAAGAACGACCAGAAUCCAGAAUAGCAGUAGUAAAAAAGAAUUUUUUAUUAGAAAGACACGAUAUAAUAUCGAGACCCUAAAAAUAUGUCUCAUCAAACAGGAAUUAAAGCAAAUGAUGAGCUCAAGAAGUUUUUUGCCAGAUGCAGAGAUAGUAUUAUAAGAUUAAUCAAAAUUUCAAUAAUAGAUGAACAAUUGUCUUUAGAUGGAUAUGAAAAUGUUAAAGAAAAUUGGGAAAAAGAUUAUGAUGCAACCAUUGGACCUCUAAUUGAAGACGAUCAACCAUGUUAUAUUUUAUAUAGGUUAGACAGCAAAAAUGGUUCUAACUAUGAAUGGUUGCUUAUCAGUUGGACCCCAGACACUGCCCCAGUUCGUCAAAAGAUGCUCUAUGCCUCUACUAAGGCUACCCUUAAACAAGAAUUUGGAUCAUCACAAAUUAUAGAAGAGAUUCAUGGCACAGUCUUAAAUGAUAUCACCUUUAAUGGUUACCUUAAAUACAAGAGAUCUGCUGCCGCUCCAGCUCCCCUAUCCAUGAGAGAAGAAGAAUUAAAUGAGCUAAAGAAAACAGAAGUAAAUACAGAAAUUAGUGUAGAUACUAAACAACAAACGCUAGGUGGAGUAGCUUUUCCCAUAACUGAGGCUGCUCAACAGGCUAUCAAAGACAUGGCCAAUGGGUCUUACGAUUAUUUGCAAUUUAGGAUAGAUAUUGAGGAAGAAACUAUUCACUUGGUGACUGCCGAGAAUAUUGUAUUAGAAAAACUGCCAUCCAAAGUUCCAAAAGACAGUGGAAGAUAUCAUUUAUAUAAGUUUAAACAUACCCAUGAAGGGGAUUAUACGGAAAACUUUAUAUUUAUUUAUUCAAUGCCAGGUUAUAGUUGCCCCAUUAAAGAAAGAAUGUUGUAUUCUAGUUGUAAAAAUCCAUUGACUGACACCAUAUCAAAUUUAGGAUUAGAAAUCAGUAAAAAGGUUGAAGUCGAUUCGGGAGAUGAACUCACUGAAAAAUACUUCUACGAUGAACUCCAUCCAACCAAUAGUUUGCAUCGACCCCAGUUCGCUAGACCUAAAGGACCACCAAAUAGGGGUCCUAAGCGUAUGACGAAAAGCAAUCAGUAACUUUAAAAAUGAAAUAUCGCUUUUAACUUUAUCUUGUUCCUUAAAUUCUAGAUGUGUUGCUCAACAAUUCGACGUUUCGUUAGCUUUAUUUAAUUGAGUAUGUAUUUAUUUAUGCUCUGUAAUAAGAUUUAUUUAUUUUUUCGGAUGUGCCGGACAAUACAAUAAACGGAAAACGGGAAAUAAUUACUUUAACGUGCGAUAAUAGAUUUUGGUGCUCAAGUUUCAUGCUCUAUUUCGGUUUAAAUAUAUUUCAAUUAUUUAUUAUUUAGCCCUUUGCAAUCAAAUUGACAUUUUACCUUAAUACAAUAUAAAAAUGUUUAAAGUUAUGUCUUCCUUGUAGAUACAGAAAGGGAAAAGCGUUUGUUAUCAAUUUAAUGCUUAAUUUUACAUCUGAGUUUCUACAGUUCAAUUUUAGUGUUUUGUGCUAGUAAACUAACUAGGAUUUUUUGAAAACGGUUCCUGAAAAAACUAAUAAUUGACGUUUGAGUCACCAUUUUUAGGUAACCGCGUCACUAAUUUAACCAAAUUUUCAGGAAUGUCAAGCAGAGGGGUUAGUUUUGGACCGAGUAACUGAUAUUUGGUUAAUAUCGAACCAUGCCCGAAAAAGCACAAUUCUCAUUGCGUUCGGUCUGCCAAGUUCCUUUAACACUUUUAACUCCAAACGACCCUUUUAGCGUUCGGUUUAGUCCGAUUAGUGACAGUUUAACACGCUUAAAUGUCAUUUAAAAGCACCCUAAAAUUUGUCCCGCUCCAGCCCCUGACUAUCCGAAAUAAUGUCAGAUGUCAAAAUUGACAGUGACAAUAAACAUUUAUUGCAGAAUGCAACUUCUAGCAAUCGAAAAAAAAUAUUGAUUUGAUAAGAUUUAAGACGUUACUAUAUAGCUUAUUCUUGCAAAUCGAAUAGUAACUUUACACCUUUUAUUUAUAUAAAUUAUUUACAAGGUUGUCUAAAAUAAUAAAUAUAAUUUUUAUUUCUGUGUAUUAUUUAAAAUUAAAUAUUAUUUAGGGAUGUCUGACUGAUACAUUUGAAAUACAGAGUCUUCAACAAUAUCCUUAUCCUGUGAUCUGGUAACAAGAAAUUAACUGAAAAUUGCCUAUUUAUGGACUUUUAUUACAUUUUAAUUGCCAGUUUUAUCAAAUACGUCAGUGUGAUGGUUUUGGGAUUACUGCUAAAGUUACUAAUUUCACUUUUAGAAAACUGGUGACGAAUUUAGUCACGUGGGAUACGGAUAUUAUUGAAUACUUAAGAUUUGUCACAUAGUGAAUGUAUUUAAUAUAAUUAUAUCUUGUUUUAUAUAGAAAGUUCUUCCAAAUGUCAAAUAUUAAAAAUUUAUUGUAAAC
Molecule: messenger RNA, 2464 nt
Organism: Psylliodes chrysocephalus
Lineage: Eukaryota; Metazoa; Arthropoda; Insecta; Coleoptera; Chrysomelidae
Source: the annotation of a GenBank genome assembly